UUAUUUGCGAUAGUUCCGCGAUACGAACUGGCGGGACGUUCGACGUGUAAUAAAGUAGUGCUCGCGCGUUACGAAUAUUCGCCGCUCGCUUAGCGCGCCCGGUCGCCCCGUCGUUCAGUUGGAGAACCGCACGCGGAGGCUACGUUCCGUAGCUAUCGACAAGAUGAUCGCUUCUGUGGAAUCCUAAAUCCGAACGAAAAUAACGAUACUGACCGAGGGAAAAUAAGCAGACGCGUAUCGGCUGGCAAGAUAAAACCGAGACUUAAAAAUAAAACCGUUUCUUUCGACGAGAAUCACGAACGUCCACGAGUCUCCAGUUGGCCAAGACGGUGUCUCCGGCAUCCUGGUCGACCCUACCACCCCGAUCGAUGAUGAGGAGAAACGUCGCGGUGAUUGCGACCAACGAUCGCCGAUUAAGGUCAAUCACAUCGACCAUCGGGACGUUUCGUGGUGGCUUUUCGUACAGUUUCGAUUCAGCGCCGCUCGACGACAACGCGACCGGUCGUUCUGUCCGUUUCUUCCUCCCACUCCUCCCCUCUUCCGACUUCCUACAAGUCCGCGUGCCGUACUAAAAAUAAGUUUAACGUCGAGGCAACGUGUUCCGCGACUGCACAACGCGAUGAAAGAAGAAAACCCCGUGAAAAGUAGCUUCCGUCGAACGGAUGCAGCCGAUUUGCGCGAACCUGGCGCUACGGAACGCCAGAGGCACACUCAGAGUUGCAAAUGGCGGGCAUGCAUAUAGCAGAGGGAGAUUUCUCCGAAAUGAAGGACCAUCGCGUAAUCUCGGAAUCGAGGUAAGACGAUCCGGCAUCCCUGGCGAUAGGACUCGACGCGACGCGACGGAACGCGUUGUGCGGGCCGCUCGUAUUAUGAUCGAUAAACGAUGGGCGCCGACAAGAUCGUCGAUCAACAGUCUCAACAGCUACCGAUACGCAUAAACGAUCAUUCACCGGCAAAUAAACUGGCAAGAGAGAAGCAACCCAACGCAUUGUCAAACUUGUUUCAAAACGGUCGCGUAGGAAUGUCAGGAUGAGAGGAGUUGCGCUACUAGGAACGGUAAGAUCGGUCCGUGGAACUUUUCUGAGAACGCUCGUUUUCGUAUUCCUGGCGACGUUUCUUUGGCUUCAGCUGCACGUGAUCAGCCUGACGGGUCGAGACUCGGCUGGCCAGGCCUCGUCGAACGAAACGUUGUUCGCCCUCGUGCCUCAAGAAUUGCACAGAUUUCUCAAGGACCGUAGAAACGGUAGCUCGACGACGUCGAAUUCGAGCUCGGAGGCUCUGACGGAGUUCGAGAUCGCGGAAAUUCGGCGCAACAUUGAGAAAUCGAAUGCAGAGCAAAGGGUGUACAACGAGGAGGCGUUCGGGCCCCUGGACAUCGACGCCCCCGUGAUAGUGGUCCAGGUGCACACGCGUCUCAUCUACCUCAGGCACCUGAUCGUGUCGUUGGCACAGGCCAAAGGCAUCGAGCAGACCCUCCUCGUCUUCAGCCACGACGUCUGGCAUCCUGACAUCAACUAUCUCGUACAGAGCGUCGACUUUUGUCGCGUGAUGCAAAUAUUUUACCCCCACAGCAUACAGACGCAUCCUCGGACCUUUCCUGGAGAAGACCCCAACGAUUGCCCACGAAACAUUCGCAAGGAACAAGCGUUGGACCUCGGAUGCAUAAACGCGAAACAUCCGGACCUCUACGGGCACUACCGCGAGGCCAAGUUCACGCAGACGAAGCACCACUGGUGGUGGAAGGCCAAUCGCGUGUUCGAUCAGCUGUCGAUCACGAGGAACCACACCGGUAUGGUACUGUUCCUCGAGGAGGAUCAUUACGUCGCCGAAGACUUUUUACACGUUCUCAGACUGAUGGAACGGACCUGCAAGCACAGCUGCGAGCGAUGCAACGUCCUGUCCCUGGGCACUUAUCUCAAGACGUACAAUUACUUCGCCGAUUUUAGUCGAAAGUUCCUUGGCGUCAACAGCGCCCUGCAAAAGGAGCUCCUGCGCGGAUUUAAGAGGCGGGAAACAUCGGGGCAGCUGCCUGCAAGGGUCGAGGGCAUCGGCAGCGGAGCAUUUCCUAGCAGCAGCGUCGCCACUGGCACGAGCACCGCCGGAAACUCCAGUGCGACCGGUACCGGCACCGGCGGCGCCAUUUUAACCGCCAGUCGGAACGCGCUGACGGCGCAACCUGCUCCCGCAUGGGCUUUCCAGCUCCUACCCGGUCUCUACAGUCAUUAUCAAAAGGCCGAGGUGAUCCCUUGGAUCUCGAGCAAACACAACAUGGGAAUGGCAUUCAAUCGCGUCACGUGGAACAAAUUACGAAAGUGCGCCGCGCAGUUCUGCUCGUACGAUGACUACAAUUGGGACUGGAGUCUGCAACACAUCGCGCAAACCUGCGUACCGCCUAGCAAAGGAGCCGGAAUCGCGCCGCGCACCGAGUCCGGCUUGAUCACGAUGAUGAUGAGGGCGCCUAGGGUCUUCCACAUCGGGGAAUGUGGUGUUCACCAUAAGAAGACCAACUGUGAAUCGACCGCCACGAUAGCGAAGGUCCAAAACGUACUGAAGGCCGCCCAGGAUCAUCUGUUUCCUACGCGGUUGACGCUAACCGUGGCCGGCACCGCAAAAAAGACGAAGCUCCGAAAAGGCAACGGCGGUUGGGGGGACGUUCGAGAUCAUCGACUCUGUUGGAACAUUACCGUUUAUCCGGAUCUGGUUUUGCCUUGAACUUCCGAAUCACGAUCGGGUCGUGCGGAUCCAGUGUCGUUCUCGGGACUCUCUGUCACGGGGAAAAAAGCCUCACCAUGCCAUACUACGCUACGUCUAACCUAACCUCGCCUCGCCUCGCCACGCGUCGUCUCGCGUCUUGUUUCGUGUCUCGAACGAGAGACUCUCCUUUAACAAGUUCCUUAGUGUCGGCGUGAAACUCCGUCGCGUCGGUCGAAACGAUUUUAUCGAUCGCGCGCGAACGUCUCUAAUCAUUUUCACCGACAGUAUCGUUUUGUCCUUUGCCGCUUGUCGUGUCGCACGAUACCCUUAGCAUCUUGCAAGUUUCGCGUCCCUCGGCGCAAGUCUGACUAGUCAGCGAGGUUUUGCACACCAAUAGAACUUUUAGUAAUAAACACAGCAUUUAUUAUUUACCUACCUGAAAUCGGAGCUUCUAUGGUCCUGACGAUGGAAACAGUUUCCAAAGAAAGCGUAAGGUAGCUGCCCUUCACCGCAAGUUUCUGGUUAGUUUGUUGCUUUCUCUGAUAAUACAUAUUUCUUGCUUACACACUUUUUAUUAUACGACCAUCCCGUUACUUACGUUUGUACAUUGGAAAUACUUGUAUUCUGUUGCUUUAUUUUAUGCUUAUUUGCAGAAUGAAGAGUUUGAUUCAAAUUUUAAAAAAUAGAGAACAGACGUAAUUAUAAUAGAAACGUAUAUAUACAUAUAUGAAUAGAGAAUAUACAGAAGGAAAAAAUAAUACUUGCACUUUUACAAUUUUGCACAGCGUUCUGUACGGAGACAGAGUGAAAAGACUAAGUUUUUAUAAAUGAGAUCUUUAUUUGACGGAUAUGCUCUCUAUAAGGAGUCAAGCUGGAACGGCCUUUGACUUCCUCGUACUCUUGUUUAUAUUUAGUUACCAUCCAUUUACAAUACAUACACAUGCAUACAUCAUGUGGACCUGUGUGGCUUCUCGUUGAUAGUGUCGGCUGACCACUCAAGGGCGGUGUAGGCCCUUGAUGCUUACAAUACCCAUACUUUUCUGUCGCCUGUAUAAAAUAUAUGUAGAUAUAUAUCUUAUGUAAUGUUUAUGUAUUUACGUGUACAGAAAGUUCAGUUUUCUUACAUUAUUAUGGUUUAUUGCCAAUUUUUGCGACUCAUAAAUAUUAAUUAGGUUUAGUAAUUACAAAAAGAAAUUCAACUUUAAUACUCGCAUAAAAACCUUUGUAUGGUCAGAACGUGCCUUUCUUUGAAGAAUUAGUAGAUAAUAGUAAUAAUAGUAACGUUCAAACGUAAGUGAUAGGAAGGUCGUGUAAUAAAAGAAACAGAGAACAAGAGAAAUAUAUAUUUUCGAGAAAAGGCCUCAAAACAGGAAACCGAGAUUAGGGGUGGCUGUUAAGACUGUUUUGAAAUCGAAUACAAGCGUCAUUGCAUCAUCUAUGUUUUAGCAAUGAACCGUAUACCCGCAAAGCCAUAAUCGUUGGCUUCGUUACGUCGAAGCUCUAUUAUUGUACAAAAUCUGAUUGUCCCAGUGGAACGUGCGUCGAGGGAUGUGGUCCUUGUUAGUACUUACGGUCGUCUUCGUGCCAAGGUUAUCGAACGAUUCGCACGGCGACGACUCGAUUUCGGUCUCGCGAUUGUAACCCGACAGGUUAGCGUUCGCGAUCGUCGCGGGGAUCACGGUGAAUCCUUGCUUAGCAUAUCGUAUCGUACUCUAGUCGUCGCACCCAGAACGCGUACCAAGAGAUACAUCGGAGAUUCGAUUUUUCUACGAAUCGAUCGCGCGAGGCGAGCCACACGGGACUCUCGCGCAGGCAUCGCUCGCAACGAGACGAUUCGGACGAAGAAACGACUCGCGAAACAGAGCCAUCCACGAGUCGCUUUCGAAAUCUACAUAGGGUACAUUUUAUAUUUAUAACGACACCAACGAAAUAAUAAACGGAAUCGACCGAUUUUCU
Molecule: messenger RNA, 4650 nt
Organism: Colletes gigas
Lineage: Eukaryota; Metazoa; Arthropoda; Insecta; Hymenoptera; Colletidae
Gene: Mgat2
Product: alpha-1,6-mannosyl-glycoprotein 2-beta-N-acetylglucosaminyltransferase
Exons: 9
Coding region: 1030-2712 (560 amino acids)
Biological process (GO): protein N-linked glycosylation; oligosaccharide biosynthetic process
Cellular component (GO): Golgi stack; Golgi membrane
Molecular function (GO): alpha-1,6-mannosylglycoprotein 2-beta-N-acetylglucosaminyltransferase activity
Source: RefSeq, a predicted model, not a curated record